GUGCGUCAGCUUAAAAAAAAUUAAAUUAUAUUCAAAAUGACUUCACAGACUAAAGAAACUGUAGAAACCAAAAACAGCGCACCUAUUAAUAUGCGAGCUGAAGAGCGGCGUCAGUUUUUGCAGGUAAUGGUCCAGGCGCUGCCCACUCCGAUUCAGAACAAAAUUGUGGUUCCUAAGAACAUACAAUUGGAAAAGAUGAAAAUGGAGAAGAAGUUCUUUGAUGAGUAAUACGAUCUGGAGUACCGGUACCAAAAGAAGUACGAAGAACUAAAUAACAAGCGAAGGUCCAUCAUCGAGGGUGUUAUUGAACCAUUGGACGAGAGCUCUGAAAUCGAUUUUGGUCGUGUCAAAGAGGUGCUGCUGCCCGAUGCAAAGGGGGUUCCCAGUUUUUGGCUAACGGUGUUACGCAACACAAUGAUCACGGACAUGAUAAAGAAACACGAUGAGCCAGCAUUGCGCCGCCUAAUUGAUGUGACAGUUCGGUAUGAUGUAGGGCACGCAUUCAAAUUGGAGUUCCAUUUCGAACUCAAUCAGUUCUUUGACAAUUCGGUCUUAACGAAGAAGUACUUUCUAAGGUCCUCCAUUGAUCAAAACGAUCCGUUCGCCUAUGAAGGACACGAGGUGAAAUCGUGCCAGGGAUGCGACAUCGACUGGAAGGACAAGAUGAAUCUUACAGUCAAGACAAAUAAUAAUACUCCCGUGGAGUCUUUCUUCAACUUCUUUAAUUCACCCCAAACGUCAAUUAAUAACGAAGACGACGAUGAAUAUGAAGAAGCUAAGGCCCUACAAGCCGACUACAAAAUUGGGCACUUUUUACGCAUCAGGGUUAUUCCCAAAGCCGUUCUCUACUUUACUGGUGAUAUUGUGGAUAAAUAUGGCGAUGAAGACAAAGAUUAAAAGAGCAAUGAGGAGAAAGCCUCUCCAGCUCCUUCUGGCACUACGAAAUCAGUGUGAUUUAAAUUUAUAUACUCCUCAAUUUAAAUUCAUGUUAAAGUAAAUAUUUCAUAAAAAC
Messenger RNA from Drosophila gunungcola (fruit fly), 1012 nucleotides. Its product is annotated as nucleosome assembly protein 1-like 1. The coding region runs from base 415 to 897 and encodes 160 amino acids. NCBI's taxonomy places the organism in Eukaryota, Metazoa, Arthropoda, Insecta, Diptera, Drosophilidae. The transcript is spliced from 2 exons. The record is from RefSeq and is a predicted model, not a curated record. Gene Ontology annotation, cellular component: chromatin; nucleus. Gene Ontology annotation, biological process: nucleosome assembly. Gene Ontology annotation, molecular function: histone binding; chromatin binding.